UGUCAUUGUCUGCAAGGGUGAACCGCGGCCAUGACCUCCAUCAACUUGGCGCAACUACAACUCAUGAGGCAAGUAGCAGCGACUCCUGACACAUCACCGAUGUACAUGUAAACAACUGCCUUAGCCAGUGCAAUGACAAGGGGACAGUCAGGAGUGAGGAGUACAUUUUCAGUUCCAAUUUGUGUUUUGGGGAUGUCUCAGUCCGACAGCAGAGGGCUGGUGCUGGGGGUCCUGGCAGGGGCAGCAGGCCUGACCCUGGCUGUGGUGUGGUACCAGAGUCGCAGGGCCAGUGCCGGUGGCCGGAUGGUCGCCCAGGAGCUGUACCUGAACAGCAAUGACCGGCACGUGGGAGCCGGCAUGAGCGUGGCUCUGGCCGGGCAGAGGGAAGUUCUGGACCGUCUCGGAGCUCUGAUCCAGUGUGUGUCAGAGCUGAAGGAUGAGGUGCGUGCUCUGAAGACGGCGCUGCCACUCCUGCAGGACCAUGUCCGAGACGAGCUGCAGGGCGGCUCACGGCGGGGGGCGGAGUCACGCAGAGCCACUCCCACCCGGAGGAGGCGGAUCGCGGAGGCUGCCAGGCAUGAGGGACAAAGCUCAGAGGAGGCAGAGAGCGAGGGCGGCUACAUGACGGCCAUGACAGACUCCGAGGAGGACUCCGAGAAGGAGAGAGAGGCCGAGGAGAAAGAGGAGGAAGGCGAGGAGGAGAACCAGGAGGAGCCGGACGAGCUGACCGUCCUGCUGGAGAGAGCAGACGCCCUGCACGCCAUAGAGACGGAGAGGGGCGGUGGACUGGCCCCGCUGCUGGAGAGGAGAAGCCAGGAGCAAAGAGAUAGUGAGCAUAGUAAAGAGCAGAGCAGGGAAGAGGCAGUAGACCAGCAGAAUAUAGCGGACCAGCAGCAGAUAGUGAACCAGCAGCAGAUAGCGGACCAGCAGCAGAUAGUGAACCAGCAGCAGACAGUGGGCCAGCAGCAGAGAGAGGACUCGGCGGCAGAGAUGGGGGAAUGCCAGGUCACUCCGGUUCAGAGGCGAGGCGAGGUGGGCGCCAGUCAGGAUGAGGAGUUUAAAGGUGAUGAGAGUAAUGGUGAGCUGAGCAGGGCAGAGGUAGGAGAGCAUCUGAGGGCGCUGCUAGACAGAGCAGACUGCUUGCAUGCAGUAGAGGAAGACCGAGCAGCCGCUCUGGCCCUUCUACUCAGGAGGAGACCAGAGUUUCAACAGAACUACGCGUUCAUGUGGCGGCUGGCACGGGCCUACGCUGAUGCCCACGACAAGGCCCAGAACAGGGAGGAGAAGAAGGACAUGGCCGAGUCAGGGAAGAAAGCAGGAGAGGAAGCAAUCACAUUGAACCCCAACUGUGCUGAGAGCCAUCAGUGGUUUGCCAUAUUGUGUGGACAGUUAUCAGAGUAUGACACUAUCCAGAAUAAAAUCAAAAAUGGCUAUCUGUUUAAGGAUCAUCUGGAUCUAGCCAUCGAGCUGAAACCUGAGGACCCUCUCUCCUAUUACCUGCUGGGCCGAUGGUGUUAUGCCGUUGCACAGUGCACGUGGAUUGAAAGGAAAAUUGCUGCCACUCUUUUUGGAGAGCCUCCCAACGCAACUGUCCAGGACGCCCUGCAGAACUUCCUCAAGGCUGAAGAGAUAUGUCCACAAUACUCGAAAUCCAAUCUCGUCUUCCUGGCAAAGUGUUAUAAGGAUCUGGGCCAGAAAGAGCAGGCCAGAGAGGUGUGCAACACAGCAUCCAGCAUUGGCAACACUACUACAGAGGACGAUGAGGCUCAAAAGGAGCUGGACUCUCUUCUUCCCUAUCUGUAGCCCUGCGGUUACUGUAUUGCACUGAUCACUGAAGCAGAACUACAUUUUCCUGACCUCGACCUCAGGCUGUUACCAGCUUGACCCGCACGUUGAGGUCAAUGUGAAGAAAAUUGGGAAUAUUUUAAUUUUUUUUUGUCAGUGUGCUUUGUCAGUUACGUUUUUUACUUGGAUUUUGGAAGAACUAUUACCUUGGAUCUUGGAAGAACUAUUAACAAUGGGGGGGGGGGGGUUAGUACAACUAUGAACAUGUACAAACUAACUGCAGUGCAAAUAUUAGAUUAUUAUCAUGCCCAUCAUGUUGAUAAGGAACAGGAACUGACAAAAGUAAUAUGAUCACAGUUGUGUUGGGUGCACAAACAAGGAAUGGGGCCCUUUUGCUGAGUUUUUGUCUGGGUCACACCUGAUGGUGUUUGCUUACCUUUGAUACCCAUUAUGACUGAACAAAACAAAACAAAACAAAACAAAAAAAAACUGUAGUUUCCAGAAAGUUCCCUGGGAGAGGGGAGCAUACCCAGACUGGUACCCAACACCACUGAAGAAGAAGAGCUGUCUGGAUCGCUGAAACGGUUAUCUGCGUCCUGACCUCUCUGCCACAACAAUCCUGUCGGCUUUUGUCGUUUUCAGCACAUUUUUACCUCUAAUGGCAGCAGCAGCAGCAACAACCGGAAAAGGAAAACAAAAAAUGGGACCCAAACAAUAGAGCACCCAAACAAGGCUUUUCAUUCAGUGGCCAACACCUGACCCCUCCUGUCUGAUCUGUCCCUCUCUCUCUCUCUCUCUCUCUCUCACUCACUUUUUCUCUUUGUGUCCCCAUUUAUGUGGGUGUGGGUGUGUGUGUGUGUGUGGUGUGGGGUGGGGUGGGGUGGGGUGUGUGGGGGGGGGGGGGGGGGGCGCUUUCCCACUGGUCAACUGGACCAUUGACAUUUGCUACACCUUUGUCCCAGUUGUGGGAUAAAUGGGGCUGUCAGUCAGUGGCUGACCCCUCUGCCGCGAGGCCAGCGCUCCCGUCCUCUGUUUGGGGGUAACAAGCGGCUCCGUCGCCCCCCAGUGCACACCAGCACCCCGGCGCCUCACGCCCCUCGCUAAUCCGGCCAGCGAAGGAGAACGAGCAGGGGAUGGAGGCAGCUCGUCUGACAUUUUGUCCUUUUCUUUUCAUUCUUUAAUUUUUUCUCUCAGAAUGAGAAUCAUUGUUUUUACAUUCCUACUGCAUGUUAUGUCACAUGUUUUUUUAUCACAGUGACUGGAUUACUGUCAUUAUUACCAGUCAAUGCUGUUGUCAUGUCUUAAGAAGUCUGCUCAUACAAUUCUGAUCUUCUGGACAUUUAUCAUCGGAAGGGGAGAAAAGAGUAUUGAUGUACUCAAUUCUAUGAAACUGUACUGUAAAUUGUUUCUAUGGAUAUCAUAAAGUGUGCUAUUAUUGUUUGUUGGAAGAAAAAAUGUGGAAAUUGAAUGUUAGGGUUGCAUUAGAAGAGGUCUUGACCUAAUUACAUAUUUGGCCUUCCUGAGAUCAAAUUACUUGCAACAUGUCAACAUAAAAUAAGCGGUUUUAUGUCUUUAUAUUUUCCUUUUAUUUAGACUUUAUUUUUCCUUUAGAUUCUUAUUGUUGAGCAACAGUAAUGUUUUUGGUGUAAUUUGGAAUUUAGGCAUUUGGAGCUGCAAUAUUUUAUGAAUUACAUUACAAGGAAAUUGUAAUGUAAGUAAAUUACUAUUAACAAAAUUGUAUAUAGAAUUCUACACAGAUGAUUAUAUUUACAUGGUAAAGGUUAACAGAGCAAUUACAGGUUACCAUUAAAACAUGUUCAUCCAUCCUAUCACCCCACUCUUUGCCUCAUUCCUGGGAUUAUCCCAUGAUCUGACUCAGUGGUCUGCCAUCCAGUCAGAUUAGGACUGCAGUGUCUCCCAUCUGUGGGCACGUCUUUACACGAAAGACAUAUUCAGCAACACUACAAAUGGCGUCAGACUGAGAUCUACAUUUCCCUUUAUCAGAGAUGGGAUCAGUAGCCUACUAAACGCACAAGCAGCCCCAUUACGGCGCAUUUGUGUUCCUCUCCUGAUUGUCCCUCCUCAUCUUGUGGCAUCUUGAAAAGGUAUAAAAAUUAAAACAUGUUUACCACA
Messenger RNA from Alosa sapidissima (American shad), 3918 nucleotides. RefSeq names its product regulator of microtubule dynamics protein 2. Gene Ontology annotation, cellular component: spindle microtubule; mitotic spindle pole; cytoplasm. Gene Ontology annotation, molecular function: microtubule binding. The transcript is spliced from 15 exons. NCBI's taxonomy places the organism in Eukaryota, Metazoa, Chordata, Actinopteri, Clupeiformes, Clupeidae. The coding region runs from base 133 to 1803 and encodes 556 amino acids. The record is from RefSeq and is a predicted model, not a curated record.